This is a messenger RNA of Carassius gibelio (silver crucian carp), 938 nucleotides long. Its product is annotated as phosphoenolpyruvate carboxykinase [GTP], mitochondrial-like. Bases 137 to 601 code for a protein of 154 amino acids. Gene Ontology annotation, molecular function: manganese ion binding; GTP binding; phosphoenolpyruvate carboxykinase (GTP) activity. The transcript is spliced from 3 exons. Gene Ontology annotation, cellular component: cytosol; mitochondrion. NCBI's taxonomy places the organism in Eukaryota, Metazoa, Chordata, Actinopteri, Cypriniformes, Cyprinidae. The record is from RefSeq and is a predicted model, not a curated record. Gene Ontology annotation, biological process: cellular response to dexamethasone stimulus; hepatocyte differentiation; response to starvation.
CAUCAUAGACCCCCUCUGGGAAAGUGAUGAGGGCGUCCCCAUUGAUGCAAUUGUAUUUGGUGGAAGAAGACCAGAAGGUGUGCCUUUGGUGUACGAGUCAUUUAACUGGCGUCACGGUGUGUUUGUGGGUGCAGCCAUGAGAUCUGAAUCCACACCUGCUGCUGAACAUAAAGGUAAAGUAAUCAUGCAUGACCCCUUCGCCAUGCGUCCUUUCUUCGGUUACAACUUUGGUGACUACUUGGCCCACUGGCUGAGUAUGGAGACACGCAAGGGCCAAACCCAACUCCCCAAGAUCUUCCACGUCAACUGGUUCCGAAAAGAUCAGAAGACCGGCUCUUUCUUGUGGCCAGGGUUUGGGGAGAACGCACGCGUCCUCGAGUGGAUCUUCAAACGAUGCGGUCGUACCAGUGAAGACGAGGCUGCCACCCAAAGCAUUGUGGGAUGGAUUCCACAAAACGGUGUCUUAAACACAGAAGGCCUGGGUGGAAAUAUCGAUAUGGGUGCCCUCUUUGACCUGCCCAAACCCUUCUGGCAGAAGGAAACACAGGAGCUUCGGACCUACUUCACCCAGCAGGUUGGUGUCACGGUUGGUAAACCGUGAUCUCGGGUUGUUUACACUUUGUGGUGAAUUCUGUGUGUUCUGCGUCUGCACUGAUUAGUUGUGGGCGUCUCCGUUAAUUGUAUCAGCAACAGCUGCCACUCAUUACUCAUCUCCUAUAUAAUGGCUUGUCUCACGUCUUGUGUUUGUGAGAUCGUUGUUUCAUGUCGUUGUGUUACCCCCGUCUGGCUUCUGUGUUAGUUUGCGUUUUGGAUGUCUGUGUUUUCCCUAGAACCUCAUCCACUCUCCGCACGAUCACUCAGCCACGGACACUUACCUUCGGCUCUGUUCCCCUCAGUUCCUGUGCCACUCUCUCCUGCUGCCUCACGCCGUCAAGACC